CUUAAUUCAUUACACAAAUUAUGUCGGUUCUCCUGGAGACAUCUGUAGGGGACAUCGUCAUCGAUCUACACAUCAAGCAAUGCCCAAGAACAACCUUGAAUUUUUUGAAAUUGUGCAAGAUCAAAUACUAUAACUUUUCACCAUUUCAUAAUGUACAGAAGGAUUUCAUGGCACAGACAGGAGAUCCUCUUGGAACUGGUGUAGGAGGAGAGUCCGUUUUCGGUUUGCUCAACGGACCAAGUCAAAAAUACUUUCCAGCAGAAAUUCACCCAAAGCUAAAGCACAAAAAACGUGGCACAGUCUCCAUGGCUGUGGCAACCGAUGCAUCAGUUGCUGCCGGUGGCGUCAGUGGAAGUCAGUUCUUUAUUACGCUCGCCGAUGAUCUCGACUAUCUGGAUGGUAAAUACACCAUAUUUGGAGAAGUAGCUGAAGGAUUUGAUAUCCUUGAUAAAAUCAACUCGACCUAUUGUGAUGAGAACGGCCGGCCUUAUCGCGAUAUUCGAAUUCGACACACUAUCGUUUUAGAUGACCCAUUCCCGGAUCCAGAAGGUCUUCAAGUCCCUGACGAAUCGCCCUUACCAUCCAAAGAGCAAAUAGAGUCAAUGCGAAUUGGGGAAGACGAGGAUAUUGAAGAGCAUGGUGAUCCCGAAGAACUCGAGAAGCGACGUAGAGAGCACGAAGCAAAAGCACAGGCAUUGACUCUGGAAAUGGUUGGAGACCUUCCUUUCGCCGAAGUGAAACCUCCAGAAAACGUCCUCUUUGUUUGCAAACUGAACCCUGUCACUAGAGACGAAGACUUGGAAAUGAUUUUUUCUCGUUUUGGCCAUAUCAACAGCUGUGAAGUCAUCAGAGAUCGGAAAACGGGAGACUCUCUUGGUUAUGCAUUUAUCGAAUUUGACAAUAAGGAAGAUUGUGAAGAGGCUUUCUUCAAGAUGCAAUCUGUGUUGAUUGACGAUCGCCGUAUACAUGUUGACUUUUCACAGUCUGUCUCUAAACUCCACACCGACUGGAUCUCCAAACGAUUGAAUAACCAAUCAGCCACAAUCGGCGGUGUAGAAGGUCUAGAAAAACGCAAACGAUAUCGCGAAGAAAACGCACAUGAACGAGGAGACGACUAUGACCUAGUAUUUGAGCCAUCCUCCAAACGAUCGAAAGACCGGGACAGAGGUCGAGAAAAGGACCAUGACAGAGAGAAGGACAGAAAUAGAGACAGAGGCAGUCAUAGAGAUCGCGGUAGGGAUGAUGACCGUUCUCGUGGCCGAGAAAACGACAGGGACAAAGACAGAAGGCGUGAUGGAGAUCGACAUCGAACCAGGGACAGCGACAGAAGUCGGGGCAGCAAUCAUGGCAGAGACCGUGACCGAGAAAGAGGCGAUGAUCGACGUAGGUAUCGGUAAACAAACCCCAUCUGUAAAUUUUUAAGCCCACUACUGUACAUGACCUGGUGUGUAAUAAAGUAAUGCGCCCAAUGUAUUUGUAGAAGCCGCUUCAUCAUGUCUGAAC
Molecule: messenger RNA, 1503 nt
Organism: Umbelopsis ramanniana AG
Lineage: Eukaryota; Fungi; Mucoromycota; Umbelopsidomycetes; Umbelopsidales; Umbelopsidaceae
Exons: 3
Coding region: 21-1397 (458 amino acids)
Biological process (GO): protein peptidyl-prolyl isomerization
Cellular component (GO): nucleus
Molecular function (GO): peptidyl-prolyl cis-trans isomerase activity; RNA binding
Source: RefSeq, a predicted model, not a curated record